Peromyscus eremicus (cactus mouse) is the source of this 3641-nucleotide messenger RNA. RefSeq names its product shootin 1 (gene Shtn1). The record is from RefSeq and is a predicted model, not a curated record. NCBI's taxonomy places the organism in Eukaryota, Metazoa, Chordata, Mammalia, Rodentia, Cricetidae.
AGGAGGAGGAGCAGGAGGAGCGGGAGCGAUCCCAACUUCCGGGUAGUGAAGCCGCACGCCACGCCACCGGCGUCUUGCUUUCUGCUCCCCCUCCCCCGUGUCUCCCUCGCCUCUCCCUCCUUGCCUUUUAUCCCCAGCCCCACCCGCCAAAAUGAACAGCUCGGACGAGGAGAAGCAGCUGCAGCUCAUCACCAGCUUGAAGGAGCAAGCAAUAGGCGAAUAUGAAGACCUUCGAGCAGAGAACCAGAAAACAAAGGAGAAGUGUGACAAGAUUAGGCAAGAGCGAGAUGAAGCUGUUAAAAAACUGGAAGAAUUUCAGAAAAUCUCUCACAUGGUUAUAGAGGAAGUGAAUUUCAUGCAGAACCAUCUUGAGAUAGAGAAGACAUGUCGAGAGAGCGCUGAAGCCUUGGCCACGAAGCUAAAUAAAGAAAAUAAAACCCUGAAAAGAAUCAGCAUGUUGUACAUGGCCAAACUGGGACCAGAUGUAAUAACGGAGGAGAUAAACAUCGAUGACGACGAUCCUGCCACCGACACAGACGGGGCGGUGGAGACCUGUAUGUCUGUUCAGUGUCAGAAGCAAAUCAAAGAACUCCGAGAUCAAAUUGUUUCUGUCCAAGAAGAAAAGAAGGUGUUAGCCAUUGAGCUGGAAAAUCUCAAGAGCAAACUGGUAGAGGUGACGGAGGAAGUAAAUAAAGUUAAGCAAGAAAAAGCUGUUUUAAAUUCAGAAGUUCUUGAGCAGAGGAAAGUCUUAGAAAAAUGCAACAGAGUGUCCAUGUUGGCAGUUGAAGAGUAUGAGGAGCUACAGGUGAACCUGGAACUGGAGAAAGAUCUUCGCAAGAAAGCAGAGUCGUUUGCACAAGAGAUGUUCAUUGAACAAAACAAGCUGAAGAGACAAAGCCACCUUCUGCUGCAGAGUGCCCUUCCCGAUCAGCAGCUGUUGAAAGCUCUAGACGAAAACUCAAAACUCAUCCAGCAGCUUGAAGAAGAGAGGAUCCAGCAUCAGCAAAAGGUCAAAGAGUUAGAGGAGCAGCUGGAGAACGAAGCGCUCCACAAGGAGAUCCAUAACCUGAGACAGCAGCUGGAGCUCCUGGAAGAGGACAAGAAGCUGGAGCAGAAAUACCAGAGCUCGGAGGAGAAGGCGAGGAAUCUGAAGCAUUCUGUGGACGAACUCCAGAAGCGAGUGAACCAGUCGGAGAACUCAGUGCCUCCUCCACCUCCUCCUCCCCCACCUCUCCCCCCUCCACCACCCAAUCCAAUCCGAUCCCUCAUGUCUAUGAUCCGGAAACGAUCCCACCCCAGCGGCAGCAGUGCUAAGAAGGAGAAGGUUACUCAGCCGGAAACAGCUGAGGAAGUCACAGACCUGAAGAGGCAAGCAGUGGAAGAGAUGAUGGACAGAAUUAAAAAGGGAGUUCAUCUCAGACCAGUUAACCAGACCGCCAGGCCCAAGACAAAGCCAGACUCCUUAAAGGGCUCAGAAAGCGCAGUGGAUGAGCUGAAGGGAAUACUGGGGACACUUAACAAAUCCACUAGUUCGAGAAGCUUAAAAUCCCUUGGCCCUGAGAACAGUGAAACUGAGUUAGAGAGGAUUUUACGUCGCAGAAAGGUGACAGCAGAAGCAGAUAGCAGUAGUCCUACCGGGAUAUUAGCCACCUCAGAGUCCAAAUCCAUGCCAGUGUUGGGUUCUGUAUCCAGUGUAACAAAAACAGCCUUGAACAAGAAAACUCUGGAGGCAGAAUUCAACAGCCCGUGUCCCCUAACACCUGAGCCAGGUGAAGGGCCCUGUAAAUUGGAAGGAUGCACGAAUUCCAAGGUUACGUUUCAGCCUCCCAGUAAAGGUGGAUACAGGAGAAAACGUGUGGGCAGUGAAAAGCAAGCUGAGCCAGUUGUAGUUUUAGAUCCUGUUUCCACACAUGGACCCCAAACCAAAGACCAGGCUGCUGAAAAAGACCCAACUCAGUGCAAGGAGGAAGGAGGCGAAACACAACCGGAACGCAAAGACGACAGCGGUGGGAAAACUGCAGAGAUGGACAGUUCCCACUGCUGACCCGAAACCAGAGGCGGCGUGUUCUCGAGUCCUUGUCGGUGAGCACAUGGCUCAUCCGGUGUACUGUCAAGGGCUGUUGGACAUUCCUUUGCUCUGGCCACACACUUCUUUGCUGGUAUCACUUUGUAAGUAGCAAUUAUAAACAUAAGUAAGCUGUUUAGCAAAAUGCAUCUUCUGGGUAGUUUUUGCUCUUUAUAGGGUAAGGGUCCUUUCUAUAUGACGUAUGACUUCCCUGAGAAGGUGGCAGGAAACUCAUAUGUUGAUGUCUUUGUAGGGAAUGUGCAUACUACUCUUCAAAUUUAGGCAUGUUGAAAUUCAAGGUGGUUGCCAAUAAUUGGAUAAACAGAGACCGCUGAACUUAAAAAUGAUCUUAAAAAUGCACCCUUUUAUCCAAGCCUUCUAUGUGCAGCCCUAGCACCAGGGAGACUGAGGCAGGAGGAUUGCUUGAGCCUGGACUUCAGUUUGGGUCACACUGCAAGACUCCAUCUAAAGAAAUGAAGUCGCCAAAGGAGGCUCUGUUUAGGUCUGGUCUUUUGAUGGGGAAACUGAAGCAGCCUGGAAGUCCAUUUUGUAGGGGGCGCUGAGACCAUCUGUAGUAGAGCUCCAGAGGUGGCAUCAAGCUUCAAGGUCUCUUAGGUCUGAGUUGAUUACAGUUAACCGCUUUGCUGAAAAACAUGCCCCCAUGUCCACAGCUUGCCAAGGACGUCAGGGGUAAUGUUCCAGCUGCAGAACAGAGAACUAAAAUGGAAGUCCAAACCUUGAAUUUAAAAGGAAUACCUUGGUAAACCAUAUUUUCUGUUCCACAAGUUAACUGUGUUUUCCCACACACUCUCGUAGCACAAAUACCAUAUUUCACUCUAGUUUUUAUGCACAGUGAAGAUAAGUGACAAGCACAUAUUUUUUUUCUUCACUGCCGUUCUAUAUUACAUGGGUCUUUUGUUUUGUUUUGUUUUUAGAGGAAAUUAAGUGGUAGUUUCUAAAAAUACAAUGUUUCAGACUACCACAGUGAAUAAAUAGAAAUGUAAUCAGGGAUUUUAAAAAAAAACUUAUGCAGGUUUUCAAAGUUGAUUGUUUCAAAUUGGUGUUUAUUUAAAAUAAGUGGUAAUGUACUUGAAUGCACUUUUUAUGAUAAUGAUUCAGUAAUGGUAAUUUUACUAUUAAAGAAAGUGAAAGGCUUAGUUUUGUUAGCAUGACUCAGCAUGUAGCUGUCAGGUGGUUCGCACCUGAGGGCAAAAGAAAAUGAUAGUAACAAUUGCGGUAGUUGUGUCCGAUUGUGUUUCUGCACGUGUGCUGCUAGCGUAGGCUUGAGGCAGUGGGGAGGCGGGUGAGAACACUUCCUUGAUUUGGAGACAAUUCUCUUUAUGUAGGUUCAUUAGGCCUGACUGUUUCCAUGUUCCUUCAGUGCUGAUUUUACUGCUCCCUGUCAGUUUACUCAUGGGGAAUUAAAAACGUGAUUUUUUCUGACUGUGUGUUCCCAUAACUGAAUGAUAUGCUAACUGCAAGUGGUUAGUUCGUUGAGAUGGAUUCUGUUAUGCUGUGAUGUGAACUCUUCUCAAACACAACACAUUAAAGGAGACACACAACAGCUUCUCACUAA